ACCGAAAUCACAUAUAAGGUUGGAUUUGGAGAUUGGGUUGGAUGUAACGCGGUACCAAACGCGAGUGAUCUGUUGUCAGUAGGAAUUAACUGUAUGAAUAUUACCGGGAAAAUAAAUAUUUUUUGAAGAAUGGAGUCUCCGCCUGACCUGGAAACAGUUUACCAGGCUGUAUAUUCUUUAUAUAAUAACUCAAAUCCUUCGGGGCCAGGAAAAACAUCUCAAUGGUUGGACGAAUUACAAAAAUCAGUAUUUGCAUGGAAGAUAGCAGAUGAAAUGCUGCAGCAAAAGCGAGAUGUUCAAUCUUGUUAUUUUGCUGCUCAAACAAUGCGUACUAAAAUACAGCUAUGUUUCCAAGAAUUACCUGCAGAAGCUCAUGUUUCUUUGAGAGAUUCUUUAAUGAAUCACAUAUCACAAAUUAAUGAACAUACCAAUUCUGCUAUUGUUACACAGUUGUGUCUAGCACUGGCAGACCUUGCAUUGCAAAUGUCUUCUUGGCAAAAACCAGUUGUCGAUUUAAUUAAUAGAUUUGGUGGAUCAACUGCUAGCUUAUGGCCAUUACUUGAAGUAAUGACAGUAUUACCAGAAGAAGUAAAUUCAAGAUCUCUUAGAUUAGGAGCCAAUCGCAGACAGCAUAUAUUACUUGAACUUAAUGCAAGUGCAGAUACAGUUACUGAAUUUUUGAAAAUGUGUCUCAAAAAUGGUGGAGAGAAUGUACAAAUUCAUGUUACAAUUCUUAGAUGUUUUACAAGCUGGAUUGCAGUACAUGCUAUACCACUUGUACCUACAAGUGAUGUAAUUAUAUAUACUCUUCAGAUACUUGGAAAUCAUAUGACUGGAUCUCAAUUACAUGAAGCAGCUGCAGAUUGUAUAUGUGUAAUUCUCCAAGUUUUGGAAGAAGAUAGUAAUAGCAAUCGGGACAAUAAUAGUGAAUCUAAUAUACAGCUGCAACAGUUACAGCUAUUUCUUUUUACCAGUGUAAUGUCUUUAGAACAAGCAUACCAUUUGUCUGUUGCACAUGAAGAUAUGGACAAAUCGAUAAAUUAUUGUCGGAUUUUUACGGAAUUAGCGGAAACUUUUUUGGAAACCAUGGCAAAUGGCAGUGUAGGAGGAAAGCAACAUUAUGCUAUCAAAAUUCUUGACCUUGUCUUAGUGUGUGUUGGACAUCACGAUUAUGAAGUGGCGCAGAUAACUUUCAAUCUAUGGUACCGUUUAUCCGAUACAAUUCUCUACCAAAAAAAUAGUGAAGACCUAUAUGCAGUGUUCCGUCCUCAUAUUGAAAGAUUAAUCGGAGCAUUAUGCAGGCAUUGUCAAAUGGAACCAGAUCAUUUGGGUCUGGUGGAAGAGGGAGCUGGUGGAGAAGAAUUUGCAGAUUUCAGAAAUCGUGUUUCAGAUCUGAUAAAAGACGUUGUAUUUGUAGUUGGAAGCAGUCACUGUUUCCGGCAAAUGUUUUCAUCCCUGACGGGUGGACCAGGACCACAGGGUCAACCUAAUCAUGUACCUACAUGGGAUUCGACCGAAGCUGCUUUAUUUGUAAUGCAAGCAGUCGCAAAAAAUAUUUUGCCAAAAGAAAAUGAUGUAGUGCCGAAAGUAGUAGAGGCUAUUUUACAUUUACCAGAAAAUACUCAUAUAGCUGUUCGUCAUACAAGUAUACUUUUAUUAGGAGAACUUUGUGAGUGGAUAGAAAGUCAUCCAGAGUUCUUAGAACCUGUUUUAAAUUUUCUUUUGACUUGCCUAAGUCAAAAGGGUUUGGGAAGUGCAGCUUGUGGUGCAUUAUUAAGUAUAUGUACUGCUUGUCCAUCAGACAUGGCUUUACACUUUCCAGGAUUGUUGCAAAUAGCAGGUUCUCUUGACAGCUUUGCUAUCAGCAACGAUGCCGCCAUUGGUUUACUUAAGGGAGUGGCAUUAACCAUGUCAAAUUUGAGGCAUGAUCAUCUUAGACAGGCCAUGAAAGAAUUAUGUUGGUUUCAAGCUAGACCUUUAUGUGAAAUUAUGGAACGUAGAAUUCCAAUUGAAGUAGGAACAAAGACUGACCCUGUGGUAUGGCUAGACAGAUUAGCCACUAUAUUUAGGCAUACUGAUCUGGACUUUUUUAGUUAUCCUAAACCUCACCCUUGUCAAAAUGCUGUUACCGAAAUGUGGCCUGUAUUAUCAAAUGUAUGUACAACAUAUCAACAUGAUGCAAAAGUAAUGGAGAGAUGUUGCCGCUGUUUAAGAUUUGCUGUUCGUUGUGUAGGAACAGAUUCUGCCCAUCUUCUUGAGCCACUUGUAAAACAGAUUGUGCAAUUGUACGCAGCUCAUCAACAUAGCUGCUUUUUAUAUCUUGGUUCAAUAUUAGUUGACGAAUACGCCAUAGAUUCGGAAUGUGUCCCUGGUUUAUUGAAAAUGUUGGAAGCAUUUAUUGGACCUACUUUCAAUAUCCUCCAACAACAAGAUGGAAUAAAACAUCACCCUGAUACAGUAGAUGAUCUGUUUAGAUUAUGUGCCAGGUUUCUUCAAAGAGCUCCAAUACCUUUCCUGUGCUCAGUCGUUAUAGAGAGUAUAAUUGACUGUGCCUUAAUGGCCUGUAGCUUAGACCAUAGGGAUGCAACUGUUUCAGUAAUGAAAUUUUUUUAUGAUCUUUUGCACUGUGGUCGCAACAAUGAGAAUCAGACGGAUUAUACAAUGCGACAGGAAUUAGUACAACGCAUAUUAAAAGAAAAAGGACAAACUUUAGUCAUAAGGCUUCUUCAUGCAACAGUGCUUUCAUUAUCGUCCUACAUGUUACCUGAUGUAGCAGAUGUUUUUCAUGAACUUUCUGAAACUAAUAGACAACUACUAUCCAAAUGGUUAGAAGAAGCCAUUAAGACUAUGCCAUCACAAAAUGCAGGUGGUUCUCCUACAGCACAACCUGAGCAGCUGUUUGAAUUUCAUAAUACGGUUGUAAGAGCGGAAACACCAAAAUCGAUAACUCAUGCCUUACGCAAUUUUGCACGUUUGUAUCGCUGAUACAUUUUAAUGUAAAAAUUAAGACUAAAGAUAACAAAAUUGUAAACAGCAAAGAUCUUCCAGGACCCUCCAUUUGAAGGUAUUAAAGAAAAAUAAUUAUUGUGAAAUGGUAAGUCUGUGCUGUAAAAGUGUAUUAGCAAAUUUUUAAAUACUUUGUAUUUGUUUACUAUCUACACAUUCCUUCACAAAGUAUGUAAAAUGGAUAAAUAUAAGCCGACCAUCUUGUAAUAUGUGUUUCUUAAUUUUGCACACAAACAUUGUAUUUAAUAACUUUUUUUAACAUACAUAUUUUUGCCAUAAAAAAUGUAUUAAAUAUAGAAUUUUACACACUGCUCAUUUAUCAAUUAUUUAUGUUGCUAUUAAUAUAGUUUUAUUGCAUUUGUUUCCUAUAAUCUUCGAAUAUAUGAUAACCAUCAGAAAGAAUAUCCAGAUUACCUAUUAUAUUAGGUAUGUAUCUAGUCAACUAUUUGAAAUAACAUUAUGCAUACUUUGUAGAUAAAGUGCAGGUAGUAAACAUUAAAAAAUCAGAGUGAUUAUAUAUUUUUGCUUUCCGUUUUAUUUACACGAACAAUCCCAUAAUGGAAUGCUAUUACAUUACAUACAAAAUAUAAAAGAUAUGGUAUUCGAUUUGACACUCUUUAAAAUAUAUUUUACAAUUAUGUUUUUAAUGCUUCACGACUUUUCUUUAUAUGACUAUAAUAAUAUGGAGAGCAAGCAACAGACUUUGCAAAAGGAAUUUUAGUAAACAUCUAAAUAACAUGUUAAAGUAUUUAAGAAUAGAUCACUAAUAUUACAAUGUAAAUCAUCUUGUGCAUACAUGUUACAAGGAAUGAAACAUAUGUACGAAUUUUACAUGAUAAAACUUAUUCACAUUUCUGUAUCUUUUUCACAUGUUUCGCAAAAUAUAAUUUUAUAUAUAUGUA
This is a messenger RNA of Bombus huntii, 3908 nucleotides long. It is a transcript of the gene Tnpo-SR, whose product is annotated as transportin-3. Gene Ontology annotation, biological process: protein import into nucleus. Gene Ontology annotation, cellular component: cytoplasm; nuclear membrane. Bases 130 to 2985 code for a protein of 951 amino acids. The transcript has 18 exons. Gene Ontology annotation, molecular function: small GTPase binding. NCBI's taxonomy places the organism in Eukaryota, Metazoa, Arthropoda, Insecta, Hymenoptera, Apidae. The record is from RefSeq and is a predicted model, not a curated record.